AAAGGAAAUAUCUAAAAAGAGUUUCUCUCUCUUGCAUGAUUUCUCCUCCACCAAAAAUCCCUUUUCAGUCGUCUCUGAGACUCUGAUGCGCAACAGUAUCCCUGCAUUUUAGCCUGAAGUUAUAGUCUGAAAUUCUAGAAGCGGAACGAAUCCGAAAACAAAGGUAGGAAAAAUCCGAUAUACGGCGAAGAACUCAGCAUUUUCCUGUUGCAGGUUAUAAAUCAAGAUGACACCUGUUUGCCCUUUUAUCAAAGCUUCUCGUCCUGAUGAUGCAUCUGGCAAGAAACCCAGUGAAAACCAAAAUAAACAGCAGGCAGUCAAUGAUAACAAGCCUCAACAAGAUUCAGCAAUUUCACCCAAGUGCCCUUUUGGAUAUGAUUCUCAGACAUUUAAGUUGGGUCCUCUCAGUUGUGUGAUUUGCCAAGCACUUCUUUUUGAGUGCAGCAAAUGCGUACCUUGUUCCCAUGUAUAUUGCAAAGCGUGCAUAUCAAGGUUUAAGGAUUGUCCUUUAUGUGGUGCUGACAUUGAGAAGAUUGAAGAUGAUGUGAAUCUUCAGAGUGUUGUUGAUCGCUUUAUUGAAGGUCAUGCAAGGAUCAAGAGGUCUCAAGUAGAUGCUGACAAUGAGGAAAGAGAAGAUGAUAAGAAAACGGUGAUAUAUGAGGACGUGUCUCUAGAAAGAGGUGCUUUCUUGAUGCAACAGGCUAUGAGAGCACUUCGUGCGAAUAACAUAGAAAGUGCAAAAUCAAGGUUUAGUAUAUGCGCCGAAGAUGUCAGAGAACAAUUGGAGAAGAUGGGAAACACUCCUGAGUUAUGCUCUCAGCUAGGUGCUGUUUUAGGUAUGCUUGGUGAUUGCUGUCGGGCAACUGGUGAUGCUAGUUCCGCAAUUUCCUAUUUUGAGGAGAGUGUCAAUUUCCUUAUGAAAGUGCCCAAGGAUGAUUUGGAGAUAACACAUACGCUUUCCGUCUCACUAAAUAAAAUUGGAGAUCUAAAAUACUAUGAGGGGGAUUUACAGGCUACAAGAUCCUAUUAUUUUCAGGCUCUGGAUGUUCGCCGCAAUGCAAUGAACAAUCAUUCAAGUGUUCCUUCUCAAGUUAUAGAUGUAGCUAUAUCCCUUGCCAAAGUUGCUGAUGUAGACAGAAACCUUGGAAAUGAGGAUACAGCAAUUGCUGGUUUCCAGGAUGCCAUUAAAUUGUUGGAAUCGUUAACAGUUAGUGCUGAAGACGCAGGCCUUGAACAACGGCGCCUUUCAGUGCUGGAGUUCGUCAACAGUCAACUCGGAAAGAAAUAGAACAAUUCUACUAUCUGUUUCUUCAAUGCAUGAAGCAUAUGAAUCAAGGAGGGCAUGUGCUAUUUGUUUCUGCCCCUGAUCCAGGUGUUCUGUAAUAAAAUUUAGCGAAUGUGGACUAGAUGCUGUUGUAAAUGUCUUAUAAAUAAGUUGUAGAAACUACUAACACGGGAAAUCUUCUGUAAUAAACAUAGUUGUGCGUUUGGGUUACCAUAGAAAAAUUGUGAGAGUUGAUAGUUUAAGCUAGUAGCUAUGUUUCGAAGAGAAUGAUGAUGAUGAAAAGUGAGUUUUAUUCUGAUC
This is a messenger RNA of Sesamum indicum (sesame), 1585 nucleotides long. RefSeq names its product zinc ion binding protein. NCBI's taxonomy places the organism in Eukaryota, Viridiplantae, Streptophyta, Magnoliopsida, Lamiales, Pedaliaceae. Gene Ontology annotation, biological process: protein ubiquitination. Gene Ontology annotation, molecular function: ubiquitin protein ligase activity; protein binding. The record is from RefSeq and is a predicted model, not a curated record.